Molecule: messenger RNA, 2713 nt
Organism: Penaeus chinensis
Lineage: Eukaryota; Metazoa; Arthropoda; Malacostraca; Decapoda; Penaeidae
Product: LIM homeobox transcription factor 1-alpha-like
Exons: 7
Coding region: 191-1324 (377 amino acids)
Biological process (GO): neuron differentiation; regulation of transcription by RNA polymerase II
Cellular component (GO): nucleus
Molecular function (GO): DNA-binding transcription factor activity, RNA polymerase II-specific; RNA polymerase II transcription regulatory region sequence-specific DNA binding
Source: RefSeq, a predicted model, not a curated record
UCGAGGCACGAUCUGACCUGACUCUUAUUACAUCGGAUCUAUAUGUACUACAAUCUUGUCGGAUAAUUCUGAUUGAUGACUGUGACAAAGUGAGAGCGCACAUGGAUAUGGCAAGAGAAAUAUCCUCAAGAGAAUAAUUAGUGUUUGCUUAGAUUAGUUCGCACUGGACAAAGAUUUUUUUGAAGCCACAAUGGUCCAAGAGACAGACGACAUGGCCAACCACCACUACACCACAGAGGUGAUGAAACCGGUGGGUGUGGAGGUGUGUGAGGGCUGCGGGCGGAACAUCCAGGACCGUUUCAUAAUGAGAGUGAUCGACACCUCCUGGCAUGAGGACUGCCUGGUGUGUUGCGUGUGUCGAGUCCAGCUCCAGCACUCCUGUUUCGCCAGGGAUAACAAGAUCUACUGCAAACUCGACUAUGACAGACUGUUCUCCGUGAAGUGUGCGGGUUGCGGGGACCGCCUCCUGCCGCACGAACUGGUCAUGCGCGCUCAGUCCCUCGUCUUCCACCUCCACUGCUUCGCCUGCGUGGUCUGUUGCCAGGUCCUGCAGAAGGGGGACCAGUAUGUCCUGCGGGGGCACCAGCUCUUCUGCAGGGCCGACUACGAGAAGGAGAUGUUCCUGCUCCAGCAACACGGGCCGCAGAGUGAGUGGCUGAGUCCCUUGGGAGACGAUUUCAUAGUGGACGACGGGUCUCGACCGCGCGAUGGGAGGCGCGGACCCAAGCGGCCUCGGACCAUCCUCACGUCGGCGCAGCGGAAGCAAUUCAUGGCCUCCUUCAGCGUCUCCCCGAAGCCCUGCAGGAAGGUUCGAGAGCAGCUGGCCAAGGAGACGGGGCUCAGCGUCAGAGUGGUUCAAGUCUGGUUCCAGAACCAGCGGGCCAAGAUGAAGAAACUCCAGCGAAGAGCCAAACAAAGCGAACAAAAUAAUAACGACAAAGAUGAUAAAGACGAAAAGGGAGAGAAUGGCAAGAAGGAUGGCGGAUCAGAAGGGCAGUACGGCGGCCUCACGCCCAUAGACUCCUUGGACUCCCCCUACGCCACGACGCCCAAGAGCUCGGCGGUCCCGUACUCCCCCGAGGGCGAGAGCUUCCCGGCCCACAGCGGCGACUCCUUCUGCGGCUCCGACAUCAGCUUCGAGGAGGGCCGGAUGGACCAGUUCGACGACCAAGGCGAGAUGUCGUCGGGUCCCCCUCCUCCCCCGCAGCAGCCGCAGGCGCCCCCGGACGUGCCCGCCAUGGUGGGGGUCGCGGGGUCCAUGUACCCGCAGAUCAACCCCAUCGACAAGCUGUACCUCAUGCAGAACUCGUACUUCGACCACUGACGGCAGCCCCUCCCUCGCCCUCCCGACGGUCUCAAGCUGGGAGAAGUUCUCGCGAGUUUCAAGGAGAGCGAGGCGCGAGGGGCGGUGAAGACAGAGGUGGCGGAGGGCGUCGUGCCCAGGCCGGUGGGCCUCCCCUCCUGGGAGUUCCCUUUCUGAGCUCCUCGAGGCUCCGACUCAUGGUCCCAGUGAGAAGUGCUACGGUGCGCAGUGCGCGAGUGAACUGAACUUUCGGACAGAGCAACGAGAGAAAAAAAAGAUUGCCGAACUUUCUCUAGGUCAGCGUCAGUAUUUGCGACAUUUCACAGGAAAAAAUAAGUUGCACGCCUUGUGGUUGAAACCCGCAGCAGCAUAGCUCUAUUUACAGAAUUUCUGUGGCUUAAGAUAAACUAUGUGUUGCUGGUAACAGUGAAACCAAACAAACACGCAAACAGGUGCAGACUCAUUCAGCAAAGUUUUCCUUUCUUUUUCUAACCCGCGCCUCACCAUCGCCAUUCGUUAUUCAUCCGCAGCAGCCACGUCGGCCUGAUACAGCCUCCACGGCGUGCCUUGCUUCCACCUCCCCUCUCCUGGCUCCCCUCACUCAAAACUCUCCCCUCGCUUUUCAAAGAGCUACUUCCCGCGCUUCUCCCCUCGCCCAUUUUACUUUCCUCCCGAAAAAUGUCGACGCUCUCUACCUUUCCCCUCUUCAGGCAUCGUUUCACCCCUCGCCUCUCAUAUUCCUUUCCCCUUCACUUUGUAGUUUGUCUCUCUCCUGCCUCAUCUCCUUUCCUUUACUCGCGUCUAUCCUUCCCGUCACCAUCAUCAUCAUCUCUCUCUCUCUCUCUCUCUCUCUCUCUCUCUCUCUCUCUCUCUCUCUCUCUCUCUCUCUCUCUCUCUCUCUCUCUCUCUCUCUCUCCCCUUCGGGCCCCUCGCAAGCAGCACUCGUAUAACAUUCCUUCUCUCAUUCCCUCCCCACAUUCACCCUCCGCCCUCCCAUUAGUCUUUCUCUCCCUCUCUUUCCCCUCUCCCCUUUUCUCUUUCUCUCUACCUUCCCUCCAUGUCCGAGGUAGACGAAGCCCUCUACCGGCGUUCGUAUUCACCCUCCAUGUUGACACACCCAGCCGGCCAUUUUGUGCGCAAGGAGGCGGAAACUGGACUGGCGGGAGUUCGCUCGUCACGUCUACAUCCGGGAACCUUUUUCCAAGUCACGUUCGGAUGUCGACGCCUAAGAGAAUUUUCGUGUUCGGCCGCCGUCUCUCUGCUAUUUUUUAUGACAUUCGACAAUUGUAUUUCGACUUAAGAUUCUUUGUCGAUCUCUCUUUGUCAGUCUCUUCCUGUUUGUCUGUCUGUAUCUCUCUCUGUCUCUGUCUCCCCUAACCCUGUCCUUCUCUUUCUCCCAUUCCUUCUCCC